AUGACAAAUACGGUUGCUGAAUUAAGACAUCUCGCCGGGGAAAGCGACGACGGUUCGCUUCAUGACUCCGAUUCCGUCUUUGAUACGGAUGAGGACAUGGAUGAGGAUAUCGAUGAUGAUACGGAUGACGAGUACCCGGGAUUCUUUCAUCCGAUGGGCAAUAUAUCAGCUCCGAGAUCCGGUGGAUCUAGACUCGUACCGGAUCCAAUCGAGCCGCAUCAGCCGGCUAUUCUAGACUAUGACAUUGAUACCUUGGAUGAAUCGGAAAAAUGUAUAAUUUGCUAUUCGCAACGAAAGGAAGCGACAAUUGUUCAUGGGAACACCGGGCAAUUUUGCUGCUGUUUAUCGUGCGCAUCUAUAUUGAAAUCGGGGGGAGAUAAAUGCCCCAUAUGUCGCGCAUCCAUCGAUCUUGUCAUUAGACAAUAUAAUUGA
Molecule: messenger RNA, 432 nt
Organism: Hydractinia symbiolongicarpus
Lineage: Eukaryota; Metazoa; Cnidaria; Hydrozoa; Anthoathecata; Hydractiniidae
Product: E3 ubiquitin-protein ligase Mdm2-like
Exons: 1
Coding region: 1-432 (143 amino acids)
Source: RefSeq, a predicted model, not a curated record